Lodderomyces theae is the source of this 2607-nucleotide messenger RNA. It is a transcript of the gene EPL1, whose product is annotated as Epl1p. NCBI's taxonomy places the organism in Eukaryota, Fungi, Ascomycota, Pichiomycetes, Serinales, Debaryomycetaceae. The record is from RefSeq and is a predicted model, not a curated record. Gene Ontology annotation, biological process: regulation of transcription by RNA polymerase II. The transcript has a single exon. Gene Ontology annotation, cellular component: piccolo histone acetyltransferase complex. Bases 1 to 2607 code for a protein of 868 amino acids.
AUGGCUAUACCACCAGGAAAGAAUGAGAGCAAAGCCAACCACCAACAUGCCGCCGCAGGUGCCCGGUUUCGGCAACGAAAAAUAUCGGUCAAACAGCCUUUGUCCAUAUACAAACAAAGUGAUCUACCGACAUUAGACGGUUCUGAUUUGGAGCCGAGCCAGAUACAUCAUCUCAAUUCGAAUAAUAUAGGGCAGCCUCCUCGAGAUGUCCAUGCAGUUGAAACAGGUGUCGAUAAAAAUGAGGAGGAAGAAGUGCAUUUGCAGCAAGUGAUCAAUGCGGCUCAAAAGGCAUUGUCGAGUGCAAAUGCAGGCAAAACAAAUGAGGUGUACAUACCGACCCCAGAUGCUUCCAAGAUAUGGCCCGAGGCUGCAAAAUAUUACCAGGACCAGAAAUUCAAUGAGCCAGAAACUUAUAUCAAGUUUAGUGCAACUGUUGAAGACACCAUUGGCGUUGAGUAUAACAUGGACGAAGAAGACGAUGCCUUUUAUAAUGAAGUUCUUUCUAAGAUUCAACCAACGGGGAAAAAGAAACAGGAUGAUCUGGGCAAGUGUACCGAGCUCGAGUUUGAGACCAUAUGUGACAGAUUGGAGAAGACAAUUGAGGCUCGACAACCUUUUUUAUCCAUGGAUCCGUCAAAUAUCUUGUCCUAUGAGGAAAUGGCAAAAUACAUCAUCGACCAAUUUGAAAGCACAGUCAAGACAAGUAAUCCAUAUGUAGAGGCUAGCGGCGGCAAUUUGGAAUAUUUGUCAACAACAACAUUAAAAGAACGUCUAUCCAAGGAAAUCAACUACAAACCAUUCACAACCCUAUUCGAUAGAGACCAGGAGCACACGACCCAAACAAGACCAAUACCCAAACUUUUCGAGCUUUUUGGAAAAGUUGUAUACGACCAUUGGUCGAAGAGGAAAAUUGCAAGAAAGGGGAAAUCGGUUCAUCCGACAUUAAGAUUCGAGGACCCUAAUGCCAAUGAGAAAGACAAUGAAAACGACCCAUACAUUUGUUUCAGAAGGCGUGAGUUUAGACAAGCACGUAAAACAAGGAGGGCUGAUACAGUUGGGGCUGAGCGUAUACGUUUACUACAAAAGUCUCUUCAUCGUGCUAGGGACUUGGUUAAGAGCGUUUGUGAACGGGAAAUUUUGAGUUUACGAAAUUUGCAGGCUGAAUUUGAUAUAUUCAAAACUCGUUCUGAAGCCAAACUGGUCAAGAGGGAACUUGGACUCAAGGGUGAUGACUAUUUGUUCUUUCCACAUAAAAAGAGAAAAAUCGUCAAGCCCAAAGAGGAUGAAGAGGAGAAGGAGAGGAAGAGAGAGAAGCGCAGACAAGAACAAGAACCAGCCGCCAAAGCCCAUCAACAACAAAAUGUUUUACAGCAGCAAAAUGCAAGCCAGCAGAACCAACGCGAAGGAACGUCCACAAACCAACCUUAUGUCAAAUUACCACCAUCAAAAGUUCCUGAUAUGGAUCUUGUUACUGUUUCCCUAGUGUUGAAGGAGAAGAAUGAUACAAUUAGACGUGCGGUGUUGGACAAGCUUCGCAAAAGAAAAGAACAGGAUAGAGGUUUUGUCAAUGUCACUGACGACCCUUAUGAACCGUUUUUUGAUAUUUCCACAAAUGAUAAAUUGGUUGAAUCAGCACACAUACCUUACUCGUCAAUUGCGGCUACCAAUUAUCACCAGUUCAACACGUCAAACUAUCUUAGUGAUCCUUUGAAAACUUUGAUUGAGGAGAACAAGCCAUUGCCUGGAGUUCGAACCUUCAAAGGUUCCAAUGGAGAGUUGAUCCCUACAAAGUCAUUUCCACAUACCUCUGCGCUUUUACAAGAAAAGAUCACCAACAACAAGUUCAACUCACCUAGUUAUAUUGCCCAAUUAUUGCAAGAUAUUGAGAAUAACAAUUAUGAUCACUACACUCGUGGUUUUGCUAAAGAGAGUAUCAUUGAAGCCACAAGGGAGGCUGAUGAGAACGCGACGUUUUCGGAACCAAUAUUGAGAUUACGAAAGCGAGUUGGUAGAGGUGGUCGUGUUUUUCUUGAUAGACGCGGUCAAACUACUUCGGAUGUAGUUGACGAGUUUUUGGAUUUUUCUAAAAUCUGUGACGCCGAGGAAGAAACUCCGAAUGUGUAUGAUAGUAAAGUGGAUGAAUGGAAGCGAUUGAGGUCAAGAUGGAUGUACGACUCUGAUUUACUGGAGUCACAGAAAGGCACACUUGAUCCUUUUAGCCUUGAUCCUUCUAAACUCAACAAUAUCAGUGACGACACGCAAGCAAUCAGGUUCGGAUCGAUGCUCCUUUCCAAGUCUUAUGGACUUUUGAAAGAAUCUAUACAACAGAAGCAGCAGUCAUUCAUGCAUCUGGCUCGUAUGAGAGCUCUACAACAACAGCAACAACAACUUGCUAAUCGACAAUCCCAAGCUCAAGCUCAAGCUCAAGCCCAGCAAAAGCAAUUGGGCAACCAAUCGAAUAGCGAACAAGUCCGAUCAUCUUCUCCUAGCCAGCAGGUACAGAAACGUUCAUUGUCAGAACGCAAGAGUACUCCAAACGCAGCGAAUAAUACGAGACCCCUCUCGCCGGCUCAAAACUCAAUUAACAAACUGGCAUCACAUGUCUGA